AUGCUAUUAGUUAUUAGAAUUUUGCAUAUUCAAUCCAACAAAGAAAUGCCUCUUAUUUAUUUUAGUAUAUUAGCUUUCAUUAUUGGACGACUGAAGUAUCCCCAAUGUGAGAUACUGUGUAGUAAAGCACUGAAUAGAAAAGUCACAAACCUUGAUGUAGGUUCUUUCCUUGUCUCCAUUAUUGUCAAUUGCUUUUCUCCACUUUGA
Messenger RNA from Heterobilharzia americana, 207 nucleotides. NCBI's taxonomy places the organism in Eukaryota, Metazoa, Platyhelminthes, Trematoda, Strigeidida, Schistosomatidae. The record is from the annotation of a GenBank genome assembly.